Amphibalanus amphitrite is the source of this 1312-nucleotide messenger RNA. Its product is annotated as mitochondrial fission 1 protein-like. The record is from RefSeq and is a predicted model, not a curated record. Gene Ontology annotation, cellular component: peroxisomal membrane; mitochondrial outer membrane. The transcript has 5 exons. The coding region runs from base 411 to 887 and encodes 158 amino acids. Gene Ontology annotation, molecular function: protein binding. Lineage: Eukaryota; Metazoa; Arthropoda; Thecostraca; Balanomorpha; Balanidae. Gene Ontology annotation, biological process: autophagy of mitochondrion; peroxisome fission; mitochondrial fragmentation involved in apoptotic process.
CUCAUACGAGAGUGUUGAAAUCAAAACGACAUCAUAUUAAAAAUAAUAAGUUAAAAUUAAAAUUGAGGAAUACUGAGUGAGGGUGAAUGAGAGUUGAAAACUGAGAGGUGAUAUAUCCCUUGUAUGGGUCAGUGAGGCUAACGAAGCCUAGCAACCAGCGUUUUCAUUGUAGUUAAUUAGAGCUAAUAAUCAUCACAACAUCUUAUUAAUGUUUUUUCCUAAUUAUUCAACACUUCCCAUUUUUGUUCAGUUUGAAUCAUUCAACUCAACUACUUAGGGUGCAAUGCUGUGAUUUGUCAAUCGAUUGGCUCAUGAGUCAUGCAAUACAAAUUGGCCUGAAAUGGGAACAGGUUGUUGAGGUCGGAUCAGGUGGGAUAAGGUUGUGAAUCAAAUUUUUGUUAUACUUCAAGAUGGCUGAAAUUCUAGAAGAUUUGAUAUCAGUUGAGGACCUGAAGGUGUUUGAGCAGAAGUACUACGAAGAGCUGCGCGCGGAAAAGGGCGCAGUCAGCGAGUCGACCCAGUUCCAGUACGCCUGCUGCCUGGUGCGCAGCGGGUACGCGGCAGAUGUACGCAAGGGCAUACAGAUGCUCACCUCACUCCUGAAGACGCCCAGCGCCGGUGGCGGCGGGCAGGACGCCGCGCAGAGAGACUACCUGUACUUCCUGGCCGUGGGCUGCGCCAAAGUCAAGGAGUACGUAGAUUCUCUGAAGCACGUCCGUAAGCUGUUGGAGAUGGAACCGACCAACCGGCAGGCCAAAGAUCUGGAGAAGGUGGUACAGAAGAAGAUGGAGCGGGAGGCGUACAUGGGCGCAGCGGUAGCCGGCGGAGCGGUGCUGGCGGUCGGUGGCAUUGUCGGCCUGGCGAUGGCGCUCACCAAGCGACACUAGUCGGCCGCGGUGAGAAACGAGAGUGCGUUCUACUGCCGACAGAUGGCAGGGUGGGCGCCUGUCAGCCGGCAUGCGCCGAGCGUUUCUGAAUGUGGCGAACGAGCAAACGACGUGAGAGCUGGUAUGUCUGAACGACUGGGUUGUGCUUGUACUCGGCUGCCGUUCAAUUUGAUGAUGUCUUUCGGCGAAGCACCGCUUUUCCGACCGCACUCAAUAACUGAAGGGGGAUGCUGGCCCUGAAAGCGCGACACGGGGCUUUAUCUGGUUUGGCCAGGUCGCGUUUUAAAUGCGAGGUACGGUUAAGGAUCUAUCGUGAGUGUUGUCAUAUUAUAUUUAUAGUCUUUGUAUGGUUUGUUCAGUUGUAUCAAUUAUGGAACAGCAUAUGUUACUGUACUGUGCUGUUCAAAUAUAAUUUUAGACAAUGA